This is a messenger RNA of Bemisia tabaci, 5684 nucleotides long. It is a transcript of the gene KLHL18, whose product is annotated as Kelch like family member 18. Lineage: Eukaryota; Metazoa; Arthropoda; Insecta; Hemiptera; Aleyrodidae. The record is from RefSeq and is a predicted model, not a curated record. Gene Ontology annotation, molecular function: protein binding.
UAUCGAUCUUGGCGACCUAUCGCUUUGUGAACUUUUUUGUGUUUACGUUUCGUUCUGACGUUAUCACGUCCAUUCACCCACCUUUUUAUGAAACUUCAUUAUAAUGGCAGUGUUUAGUAAUAAUUCAUCUCUUCAAUACAUCAUCAUUUGUUCAAUUUCAACCUUGUAUGCCAGAUGACACCUCACUCACAGGUCUAGCUCUCCCGUUUGUACGCUUAAGCUUUUCAACUGAUUCUUUAGUUUUCAUGGCAUACCUACAUCGACAGUAACCUCCUUCAAUUUUUGGAGGCUGGUCACUUAAUCCAGGCAUGGAAUCAUUUGGUCCCAGGGGAAGUAAAAAAUUCCCCACAGAAUUUGCUAAUUGUUUUGAUGAGCAAAAUGAACCGAUGUCCAUGAAGUCCGAGUCGAAGAUCCAGCCGGACAAAAUCCAUCAAGACUCUAUCAUAUCAAUUGAUAACGAUGAUGAAACUCUGGUUUUCAAACAAUACGACCUAUUUAUUCAUGGGUUUUCACAGAUGGAAGAAAUUCGCAGGCAAGGGAAGCUCUGUGAUGUCACAUUGCAGGUAGAAGAUCAGUUGUUCACUGCGCAUCGAAUAGUUUUGGCCGCUACAAUACCUUAUUUUCAAGGCAUGUUUAUGCAUGAUAUGCUAGAGAGCAAACAGAAAAUCAUCACCAUCAGGGAAAUAGACGCUGUAGCCGUGGAAGCGUUAGUCAAUUUUGCCUACACUGGACGAGUCACUAUAGCUACUCACAAUGUACAGUCUCUUAUGGUUGGAGCUUCAUUUUUUCAACUCUCUCAUGUGAGGAAAGCCUGUGCUGAUUUCCUAGAAAAAAGGUUUAACCCUCACAAUGUCUUAGGCAUCCGCUCGUUUGCUGACACCUUAGACUGCGGCUCUCUGAAAGAUGCAGCUGAAAAAUAUAUCCAACAGUAUUUCCAUGAGGUGUCAUUGUCAGAAGAAUUUCUUGCACUCGGUCUUCCUGAAAUAAUUGAUCUAGUGAAAAGAGAUGAGCUUUAUGUAUCAUCUGAGGAGCAGGUCUUUGAGGCUGUCAUGAAAUGGGUGAACAGAGAUAGUUUAACUCGCAGCGAGCAUUUAGCCAAAUUAUUGACUCUAGUUCGUUUACCAUUGCUCACUCCUCAGUAUCUCUCCGAUCGUGUGUCAAAAGAAGAGCUAAUACGAUUUUCACACGAGUGCCGAGAUUUAUUAGACGAAGCUAGAGAUUAUCAUUUAAUGCCUGAGAGACGGCCCAUGCUGCAGAGAUUCCGUACUGCUGCCAGAUGCUGCAACUAUAUAAUUGGACAGAUCUUCGCUGUUGGUGGACUUGGCAAAACAGGUGACUCCUUAAGCACUGUCGAGGUGUUUGAUCCAAUCAGUGGUCGGUGGCACAUGGCUCAAGCAAUGAAAAUGCUGCGAAGUCGAGUGGGCGUGGCUGUUCUCAAAAACAGACUGUACGCUUUCGGUGGUUACAAUGGUGUUGAGCGGUUAUCAACCGUAGAGGUGUUCGACCCUGUCCAACGAGCAUGGAACAAAGUUGCAUCAAUGCAUUGCAAAAGAAGUGCGGUUGGCGCAGCGGCCUUAGCCGAUCAGUUAUAUGUUUGUGGAGGUUAUGAUGGCCUUUCGUCUCUGAACACAGUAGAAUGCUACACACCGGAGAAAAAUUGCUGGACAGUUGUACAAAGCAUGCAGAAACACCGUAGCGCAGGAGGUGUCCUCGCUUUUGAUGGCUACAUUUAUGCAUUAGGAGGUCACGAUGGACUUCAAAUUUUUGAUUCAGUAGAAAGGUACAGUCCGAUUCUAGGAACUUGGUCGUCUGUCAAACCGAUGCUUACGAAAAGGUGUCGCCUUGGAGCAACAGUUCUCAAUGGCAAACUGUACGUUUGUGGUGGGUAUGAUGGUCAGACGUUCCUCCAAUCAGCAGAGGUGUAUGAUCCAAAAACUGAUGAGUGGAAGUUCAUUGCUCCGAUGAAUGUAAUGAGGAGCAGAGUAGCGCUCGUCGCAAACAUAGGCAAGCUGUGGGCAGUUGGCGGCUACGAUGGUAUUUACAAUUUGCCAACGGUGGAAGUCUACGAUCCAGCGACGGAUUCUUGGUCGUUUGUGGCACCUAUGUGUGCUCAUGAAGGAGGCGUCGGGGUUGGUGUCCUUCCUCUCUAUCCAAAAUGUCUUGGGGCCGAUUAACGACCGUCGCACUCUAAAAUGAUAUCCAGAGUUGCCACCGAGACAGGGUGCUUGCUGAAAAUCCCGUCUCUGAUGAUCGCUCAGCUCAGUGUGGUUCUACGGAGGCUGCAGAGGAAAGCUGUGCUCAGUUUGGAUAUGUUAGCUCUUGAGAUUGGUUUGAGCAAGUAACAACCAUGGAAUGAAGUCUAUUCCUGAGAUCCCUCGGGACCAAGCUGUUCAUGGACAUCCACAAGUUCAUGAAUCCCUUCAUUGAGUUAAUUCGUCCCUAAGAAUUUAUCAACAUAUCUAUAGCUGUAUCGAGCUUCUCAACACAGACAACCAUACCAUACAAAGUGCAAUUGAUUACAAUCCUUAAGCGCUAUAACUUUGGUUCUCUCAUCAAUUUCUCAAGUAGAAAACGAUUUGCACAGUGAAAAUUACUGAAAGUAACUCUUAACAACCUCUGUUAGUUGGCCUCCUAUGGUGUAGUGGUUGUAGCGCUAGUUCUAUGAUCGGGAGGUCCUGGGGUCGAUUUUCGGCCAGGCGUCCCGAGUUUGAUGGUCCAAACAAUGGUUGCCUGGGACUGGUUGCCUGGGACGGAGAGGGGACGGGACUAAAGCGCAAGGAUUAGCCCUUGUGGGCUAUUUGAAGGAGUAAAAAAAAAAAAAAAGUUUUAUGAUGCAUAGAUUUAAACUCUCUCCUCACAAGAAACACCAUAAUCUCCUUAAGUAUUAACUCGAAAAUAUUCAAUUAAUUCCUCUGGUCUCUCUACUUACUCUCUUUGCGAUUUAUGGAACACUAAAUAUUACCUUGACAGUCUUUGCAGUUUGAAAGUAUUACAACCAUAAUACUGGCGCUUUGGCCCAGCUAUCGCACGUUGCCUACACUUAGCAAAACACAUGGUAGGGUAGAACCACUGCUCGUCUGAAAAACCUGCUUAAACCGUUGUAAAGCACGAUUUGACUCAAGUAGACUUAUGUUUUUCUUGUGAAUGAGAAAUUCAAAUUAUUUGUAACCAAUGCUAGGUAAAAACGUUGUCAUCUUUGCUAGGAGUUAGUAUCAGUUAUUUCCAUUGUGCCCAUUGCGUUCUGCGUGAAAUUUGGAAGAGACAGCAUUUAUCAAAAUGCUUGAAUUUGUACCUUGUUGGUGGUCCAUUGUGUUUCAUUGGGAGUGGCUCUUCACCUCAAUUUUCAAAAUAUGAAGUUAAAAAAACCAUUCCAAAGAAACAUGCAUGCGUUACUACUACUCUAUUUUCUAGUAACAUUACUCUAUAUAAAGCUGCCGCACCGGCUCACUCUGCCCCCCCCCCUCCCCCCUAGAGAAAAAUUGGCCGAAGCGAUUUCCAUUAAACUUGGUACUCGCACAGGUUCAAUCCUGUCGCAUGACGUCACAACAUUAUAGACGAAAUUUCAGGUUUUAGGUGGUAUUUUUCGAAGGAUUUUCGUGAAAAUUGGGAUGGUGGGUACUUUUCUAUGGGAAAUUCUAAUUUUUGGUCAGAUUUUCAAAAUUCCCAAAAUCCAAGAUUUCGGCCGUGGCCAAAAGGGCGAAGAUGAUAUCUUCUCAUUACUAUUAUUAUUUUAAAAGUUAAUAACUAUGAGGGGCGACUCGCUCUGAGCGAGUCGCAAGUUCUUUGCGAAGCGAGGGCACUCCCCAGCUAGGCAUGACAGCUUGCACAGCAAGCUGAACAUGGCUAGUUAAAUACAUAAAGCCACUGCACUGAGAUUUCAUCAACUUUUUACAAAAAAACUGUCAGAGCGAUUUCCUUCAAACUUGGCAAGAAUGAAGCUAAAAAACCACCUUUACAUGCCUGAAAAAUUAAAUUUAAAAAAAAUUUAUAAUAUAAAAAUUUUAAAAUCCAAAAUGGCGGCCGUGUCCCAAAAUGCUAAGUCAGCUCCUGUUCGAUCGAUUCUCAUGAAACUCGGCAUCUGGGGGUAUUUUCGACGGGAAACUCGAAUUUAAGGUAGGAUUUUCAAAAUUCCUAAAUCCAAGAUGGCGGCUGUGGCCAAAGUGGCGAAGAUGUUAUCUUCUCAUUAUUUUUAUUAUUUUAAAAGUUAAUAUCUAAGAGGGGUAGCUCGCAGAGCGAGUCGCAAUUUCAUCGCGAAGCGAGGAACCGGGGGUCUAGGGGCACUCCCCAGCUAGGUGUGAUAGCUCGCACAGCGAGCUGAACAUGGCUAGUACAUACUAUGCACUUACUACUAAUCUCUUUUUUCUACUUACUAAGGUGUUUAAAUGCAUGCAUUGCACUCUGGACAGUGCAUUGGGCCCACUAUCAUAUCAGUGCGUAUUUAUUUGAAAUCAAUUUUUAUACUUUUAGGUUUGCGAGUGUUAUAAUGGGAUGGAUUCAAAUGGAAUCUUUUGCUUUUCUCGGUAUCUAAUUUUCUCUCAUGUUUCAUUUUAUAAGAAAGGUUGAAAGGUCUGUUAACUUUUCAAGACUUUGUCUCUGAUUACGAAGAAUGUUUUCACCAAAUUUCAAGUUUCCAUGUCGCUUGUCUUUUCUGUUUAAAAAGAAAAACAUCAGAGAAAAUUAGGCGAUGUUUGAUAAAGUCAGGCUGACUACGGUUAUAUGGGCUCAAUCAUGGAAUUUGUUUUCCUAAUUUUUUUGGCCCAUUUUUUGGUGAUUAAUGAAUGAUAGGAGAGGGGCUUGUUGUAAGGGAAAUUUGGACUGCAUUUUGCAAUUUGGACCUAUAAAUUCUGGCUCAUCUGAAUAAACACUUAUGUGCCUAGGGAAACUAAUGGCACGUACGUUGUUUUUAAACCGGCCCGGCAUUUAUAGUUCCUAAUUGCAAAAUAUAGUCCAUUUAAUGAAUAAGGGACCAAUAUUGAGUUGCGUAAGAUUACCCCCAUGAUUGUGAUUUUCCUCCGAAUCUGUAUCCUGCAAUUUACCUUGUUAACCAGUUGUAAUAAUUUUUUUAUGGCUUGAUUCAUUUUUAUUCCUAUCUACCUCUCCUCUAAAUAUUGUUGUUACUGAACGAGGAUAGCCUGUGUAUACUUUCCUCUAUGCUUUUUUUUCAUGAAGUAGCCAAAAUCAUUUCACUUUGAAUUUUAAUGAGAAAUUCUGAGGCAAAAAUGUUGGUUUUAUUUUAAAUUUUGUUUCAUCGUGAUUGCUAUUUAAAAUGGCUCGUUGCAACAGAGUGUAUGUCCAUUGUCUGCCUCAAAGUUGCCGGCAAUAGUUUAUUCUGUUGUUUUACUGGGAUGCAAAUUUGUCCGAAAAUCUAUAUGAUUUUUACGAAUUGCUAAAAAAUCUCCCCACCGUUUUUAGACUGAUUUAUUUUUGGCGAUAGAGUAGUGAAUGUAACAUUCGACGUACUUCAAGCUAAAGAAUUGACUUGCACCACUCAGCAAGAAAUUUAUUAAUUCUUAAUGCCCUAAGAAAAGCCUUUCUUUUGUAGAUCAUGAACAACUUAUUUUAAGCAUCUCUUGCAAACUACUUAAGAAUGGGUCACAUUCUUUAAUGUUCGGGAAUGUAAUGUUUAUUGAUUUCUGUAUACUAGUCAGUUUAAUUAAAAGAAGAGUUUUAACUUGUUAUGAGUA